This is a messenger RNA of Misgurnus anguillicaudatus (oriental weatherfish), 1402 nucleotides long. RefSeq names its product gap junction delta-2 protein. Gene Ontology annotation, cellular component: connexin complex. The record is from RefSeq and is a predicted model, not a curated record. Gene Ontology annotation, molecular function: gap junction channel activity. Gene Ontology annotation, biological process: cell-cell signaling. Lineage: Eukaryota; Metazoa; Chordata; Actinopteri; Cypriniformes; Cobitidae.
AUGGGAGACUGGUCGAUUCUGGGCCGAUUUUUAACUGAGGUUCAGAAUCAUUCCACUGUCAUUGGUAAGAUUUGGCUGACCAUGCUCUUGAUUUUUCGUAUACUGCUGGUGGCGCUGGUCGGAGAUGCUGUGUACAGCGAUGAGCAAUCCAAGUUCACCUGCAAUACGCUGCAGCCGGGUUGCAACAAUGUCUGUUAUGACACCUUUGCCCCCGUCUCAAACCUGCGCUUCUGGGUCUUCCAAAUUGUGCUCGUCUCAACACCAUCCAUCUUCUACAUUAUAUAUGUCCUGCACAAGAUUACAAAAGACGAGAAGCUGGAGACAGAAAAGGGUCAGGUAAAGGCCAUGAACCCAGUAAGGCUGGACGUGGGUGCUGUCAAAGCAGCAUAUGGGUCACAGGGAGAAGAUUGGGGUGGUCAGGAUGAGGGGAGCGUGGAGCAAAACCUACUGCGGGAAGAUUUUAGAGAGGUUGGAAAAGACCCAACUACACUCCCCAGUCAGGUCCUUCUCAUCUAUAUUGUUCAAGUGCUGAUUCGCUCUGUUUUGGAGAUCACUUUUCUGGUCGGUCAGUACUACCUGUUUGGAUUCGAGGUGCCUCAUUUGUUUCGAUGCGAAACUUAUCCCUGUCCGACACUGACUGACUGUUUUGUGUCACGGGCAACAGAAAAGACCAUCUUUCUUAAUUUUAUGUUCAGCGUCAGCCUGGGCUGUUUCCUUUUAAACAUUGCGGAGCUCCACUAUCUGGGCUGGAUCUAUGUUUUCCGUAUGCUUUGUGGGGCCUGCUUCAUGUGCUGCAGGUCGGAAAGGGAAUUGAACCAUCAUCACAACCCUUUGCUGCUGAGGCUUAGACAUUCAAUGCGAGGCAGGCUGGUCCUGCAGACCCCCACGAUAACAUCGUCUCAGGGGAAAACAGGGACAGCUUGGCUUUCACACGCUCCAGCUAUUGCUUUUGAGACUGACUCAACUAUGGAGUGUACGCCAAAGAGAAACCCAGAGGAACGGGAACGCAUGAGGCUGAAAUUGGCCAACAUGGUUAGAUGUGGUGUCAAGAAGUCCUGGUUGUAAUGUGUAUUAUUGUUUUAGAAAUUCCUUAUUGGGUCACAUAUGUCCAUUUUAGUCUGAAAAUGAUCUUGUCAGUCGAUCAGACUUGUUUUGAUGUGUUAAGCCCCGUUCAGACCGCCAGCAACUAGAAGUGGCAGGGUAACAUGAUCUCAUUGAUUUCAAUGGAAGCUUGCCGCCAUCUGGCGAUAGAAGCGACCGGAAGUGGAAGUGGGCGUGUCCACCAAUGAGACAACACAAUCUCAAGGCAAGUCGUAGUAUAGUCACAAAAUAUUUGAUUUAUUUAUUUGUGUUUAUGGACACAAAUUUCCGCUUUUUAUCUUUUUUGUGUCACUCUUUAUAU